GAGCCGCUCGGGGCGCGCGCGCGGGUGUCAUGGCGGCCUGCAGGCAGUGCUGCUCUUACUUGCGGCUCCGGCCGCUGGGCUGCGGUCCUCUCCGUCCCCUCGGCCGGCCCGGGCGGAGUCGGGCACUCACCUCCUCGCAGGUGCGAGAGCUGUGGAGCAGCUCCGGGUCCCGAGCGGUGGCUGUGGACCUGGGCCACAGAAAAUUAGAAAUAUCCUCUGGAAAACUGGCAAGAUUUGCAGAUGGCUGUGCUGUGGUACAGUCAGGUGAUACUGCAGUAAUGGUCACAGCGGUCAGUAAAACAAAACCCUCGCCUUCCCAGUUCAUGCCCCUGGUGGUUGACUACAGACAGAAGGCUGCUGCAGCAGGAAGAAUCCCAACAAACUACCUUAGAAGAGAGAUUGGCUCUUCUGACAAGGAAAUUCUUACAAGUCGAAUAAUAGAUCGUUCAAUUCGACCUCUCUUUCCAGCUGGCUAUUUUUAUGAUACUCAGGUGAUUUGUAAUCUGCUAGCAGUAGAUGGCAUCAAUGAACCUGAUAUCCUGGCAAUUAAUGGUGCUUCCGUAGCUCUCUCCUUAUCAGACAUUCCUUGGAAUGGACCUAUUGGGGCAGUACGAAUAGGAAUGAUUGAUGGAGAAUGUGUUGUUAACCCAACAAGGAAAGAAAUGUCUUCUAGUACUUUAAAUUUAGUGGUUGCUGGAGCACCUAAAAGCCAAAUUGUCAUGUUGGAAGCCUCCGCAGAAAAUGUUCUCCAGCAGGACUUUUGUCAUGCUGUUAAAGUGGGAGUGAAGCAUACCCAGCAGAUAAUUCAGGGCAUCCAGCAGUUGGUAAAAGAGAUUGGUGUUGCCAAGAGGACACCCCAGAAGAUAUUCACCCCUUCACCAGAGAUUGUGAAAUAUGCUCAUAAAAUCGCCAUGGAGAAACUCUAUGCAGUUUUUACGGAUUAUGAACAUGAUAAAAUUUCUAGAGAUGAAGCUGUUAACAAGAUAAGACUAGAUACAGAGGAGCAACUAAAGGAAAAAUUUCCAGAGGUCGACCAAUUUGAAAUAAUAGAAUCCUUCAAUGUUGUUGCAAAGGAGGUUUUCAGAAGUAUUAUUUUGAAUGAAUACAAAAGGUGUGAUGGACGGGAUUUGACUUCACUUAGGAAUAUAAAUUGUGAGGUAGAUAUGUUUAAAACACUUCAUGGAUCAGCAUUAUUUCAGAGGGGACAGACACAGAGACACUGGAGUAAUGGAUUAGAAGUUGGCCAAGAAAUUCAGGUCAAAUAUUUUGGCCGUGAUCCAGCUGAUGGAAGAAUGAGGCUUUCUCGAAAAGUACUUCAGUCUCCAGCUAUAACUGCUGUCAAGACUCUGAGUGACAGAAGCAGCAUUGUAAUGGGAGAGCCUGUUCCCCAGUCAUCGUCGAACUCUUCCCCUUGACCCCUUUUGGAAAUGGUAUUCAACAGUGACAUUCUGCAAAACAAAUUUUAAUAGUCCUGUUUAAUGUGUAGAUUAUAUAUAAUUUAAAUAUAAUUAUUUGUAUUAAAAUGCUCAUUUCUAUAGGAGGACUUUUUUUGUCCCACCACCCAGCUCUUAAAUCACAACAUGGAGAUUUAUUAUUAAUUAUGAAACCUUGGCCAAUAGCUUGGGCUUGUUUUUAGCUAGCUCUUAUAACUUAAAUUAAUCCAUUUCUGUUAAACAGUGUGUUGCCCCACGUUCAUUUACCUAAUCUACAUACCAUCCAUUCUGCUUUCCUGCUUCCUCCAUGUCUCCUCACGACUCCACCCUUCUUCUUCCCAGCAUCCUCUGUGCCUGGAAAGCCUGCCUAGCUAUUGGCCGUUCAGCUCUUUAUUAAACCAAUCUGAGUGACACAUCUUCACAGUGUACACAAAGAUUAUUCUACAACACA
Peromyscus eremicus (cactus mouse) is the source of this 1884-nucleotide messenger RNA. It is a transcript of the gene Pnpt1, whose product is annotated as polyribonucleotide nucleotidyltransferase 1. The transcript has 16 exons. Lineage: Eukaryota; Metazoa; Chordata; Mammalia; Rodentia; Cricetidae. Bases 30 to 1415 code for a protein of 461 amino acids. Gene Ontology annotation, molecular function: 3'-5'-RNA exonuclease activity; RNA binding; polyribonucleotide nucleotidyltransferase activity. The record is from RefSeq and is a predicted model, not a curated record. Gene Ontology annotation, biological process: mitochondrial mRNA catabolic process; mitochondrial RNA 3'-end processing. Gene Ontology annotation, cellular component: mitochondrion; cytosol.